ACGCCCCGUCCCCGCGCACAGCGCCCCCGGCGGCGGCCCAGCGGAGCCCGAGCGGGGCGGCGCACAGCGCGGGGCCGGGCCGGGCGGCUCCCGGCGCGACUUCCUGUUGUGCCCGCGCCCCGCCGCCGCCCGCGCCCCGCGCCCAUGGGUGUCACCUAGGUGGCAUGGCGGCUCAGUGCUGCUGCCGCAAGGCGACCGCCCGCCCGCCGCCCGAGCCGCCGCCCGCGCGCGACGUGGCCUCGGCCUCCAGCGCGCAGCUCUUCCGCCUCCGCCACCUGCGGCUCGGCCUGGAGCUGCGGCCCGCGGCGCGCCAGCUGGCCGGCUGCCUGGUGCUCGAGCUGUGCGCGCGCCGCCCCGCGCCCCCCGCGCUCGUGCUGGACGCGCACCCCGCGCUGCGCCUGCACUCGGCCGCCUUCCGCCGCGCGCCCGCCGCGCCCGCGCCCUGCGCCUUCGCCUUCGCCGCGCCCGGCCCGCCGCUGCCCGCGCUGCCCACCGCCGAGCCCGCCGCGCGCCCGCUGCCCUUCCGCCUCGACCCGUUCACCGACUACGGCUCCUCGCUCACCCUCACGCUGCCGCCCGAGCUUCAGGCGCACCAGCCCUUCCAGGUCAUCCUGCGCUACACUUCCACCGACGCGCCCGCAAUCUGGUGGCUGGACCCGGAGCUGACCUACGGCAACACCCAGCCAUUCGUCUUCACACAAGGCCACUCGGUGUGCAACCGCUCCUUCUUCCCCUGCUUCGACACGCCCGCUGUCAAGAGCACCUACUCAGCCGUCGUCAAGGCACCAUCGGGGGUGCAGGUGUUGAUGAGUGCCACACAGAGCAGCUAUGAGGAGGAGGAGGGCGUGUUCCGCUUCCACAUGGAGCACCCCGUGCCCGCCUACCUGGUGGCCCUGGUGGCAGGGGACCUGCAGCCAGCGGACAUCGGGCCCAGGAGCCGCGUGUGGGCUGAGCCAUGCCUCCUGCCCAUGGCCACCAGCAAACUAUCGGGCGCCGUGGAACAGUGGUUGAGUGCGGCCGAGCGGCUGUACGGGCCCUACCUGUGGGGCAGGUACGACAUCGUCUUUCUGCCCCCGUCCUUCCCCAUCGUGGCCAUGGAGAACCCCUGCCUCACCUUUGUCAUCUCCUCCAUCCUGGAGAGUGACGAGUUCCUGGUCAUCGACGUCAUCCACGAGGUGGCCCACAGCUGGUUCGGCAACGCUGUGACCAACGCCACGUGGGAGGAGAUGUGGCUGAGCGAGGGGCUGGCCACCUACGCCCAGCGCCGCAUCACCACGGAGACCUACGGUGCGGCCUUCACCUGCCUGGAGACAGCCUUCCGACUGGACGCACUGCACCGGCAGAUGAAGCUGCUGGGAGAGGACAGUCCGGUCAGCAAGCUGCAGGUCAAGCUGGAGCCAGGGGUGAACCCCAGCCACCUGAUGAACCUCUUCACCUAUGAGAAGGGCUAUUGCUUCGUCUACUACCUGUCCCAGCUCUGCGGGGAUGCCCAGCGCUUUGACGACUUUCUCCGCGCCUACGUGGACAAGUACAAGUUCACCAGCGUGGUGGCCCAGGACCUGCUGGACUCCUUCCUGAGCUUCUUCCCAGAGCUGAAGGAGCAGAGCGUGGACUGCAGGGCAGGGCUGGAGUUCGAGCGCUGGCUUAACGCCACGGGGCCGCCGCUGGCCGAGCCCGACCUGUCGCAGGGCUCCAGCCUGACGCGGCCGGUGGAGGCGCUGUUCCGGCUGUGGACGGCCGAGCCCCUGGAGCAGGCGGCAGCCUCGGCCAGCGCCUUCGAUAUCUCCAAGUGGAAGACCUUCCAGACGGCGCUCUUCCUCGACCGGCUGCUGGACGGCUCCCCGCUGCCGCAGGACGUGGUGACCAGCCUGUCACAGUGCUACUCGGCGCUGCUGGACUCCAUGAACGCGGAGAUCCGCGUCCGCUGGCUGCAGAUCGUGGUGCGCAACGACUACCAGCCGGACCUGCACCGCGUGCGCCGCUUCCUGGAGAGCCAGAUGUCCCGCAUGUACACCAUCCCACUGUACGAGGACCUCUGCACCGGGGCGCUCAAGCCCUUCGCGCUGGACGUCUUCUGCCAGACGCAGGGCCGGCUGCACCCCAGCCUGCGCCGCACCAUCCAGCAGAUCCUGGCCCAGGGCCUGGGCCCCACCGAGCCGCCCGCCGAGCUGGGCCCCGGACCCCCGGACCCCGCCGAGGACCCCGCCCAGCCUCCGCCUGCCCUGCUGCUAGGGGACGAGGCCCCGGGCGCGCUCGCUCUCAGGGACGUCAACGUGUCGGCCUAGCCCCCCGCCGCCACCGCCACCUCCGCCGCCGCGUGCCUUCCUCGGGCCGGGCCGUGCUGAACUCCGCCGCCCGGGACGCCCAGGGCCCACACUGUGCCUUACAGCCCGGCCCCCGGGACCCCGGGGAGGGCCCCAUGCCAGCCUCAGCCGCUCAGGGAACACGGCUCGGCUGGGCCGAGGGACGGUGUCCGCCGGCCCUCGCUGUGCCCACCACCCCAGGAGGGGACCCCUGGCCAUCAGGACUGGCCAGCCCGGGGCCCACGCGAUGGGUCACCGUGAUUGUCAUAUUAAAUCUUCACUCCACA
Messenger RNA from Erinaceus europaeus (western European hedgehog), 2590 nucleotides. RefSeq names its product arginyl aminopeptidase like 1 (gene RNPEPL1). The record is from RefSeq and is a predicted model, not a curated record. Gene Ontology annotation, biological process: proteolysis. Gene Ontology annotation, molecular function: metalloaminopeptidase activity; zinc ion binding. NCBI's taxonomy places the organism in Eukaryota, Metazoa, Chordata, Mammalia, Eulipotyphla, Erinaceidae. The coding region runs from base 165 to 2285 and encodes 706 amino acids. The transcript is spliced from 11 exons.